Messenger RNA from Eupeodes corollae, 5301 nucleotides. It is a transcript of the gene Pka-C1, whose product is annotated as cAMP-dependent protein kinase catalytic subunit 1. Gene Ontology annotation, molecular function: cAMP-dependent protein kinase activity; ATP binding. The coding region runs from base 1764 to 2831 and encodes 355 amino acids. Gene Ontology annotation, cellular component: nucleus; cAMP-dependent protein kinase complex. Lineage: Eukaryota; Metazoa; Arthropoda; Insecta; Diptera; Syrphidae. Gene Ontology annotation, biological process: peptidyl-serine phosphorylation. The transcript is spliced from 3 exons. The record is from RefSeq and is a predicted model, not a curated record.
UUCCUCACGAAUUCGCCAUCGCCAUUUUGCAAAGUAGCUCGGUCGUACGGAUGCGGGUGCAUUGAAAUAAAAAAAUAAUAGAACAUUUUUCUUCUCUUUGCAAAUAAAAAAAGAAUUUAGCAAAAAUCCAACUUAUGUUUCGUUUAAAGUGACAAGAAAAGACUAACAAAAACCCUAAAUCGUCGCGAAAGUUCAGUGAAAUAAGAAAACACAAGAAACAAUCGACGACGGAAAAUAUUAAAAAUUGUCAAAAGAAAAACGAAUCGAAAGAAAAUUAUGUACCACUGACCUCAGGAGCAACGCAUUCGUAGAACGAACGAAAGAAAAAAACGAACGAAAAAAAGUCGUCGCAAAAGAAUAAAAAGAAAAGUUAUUAUAAUUUGAAAAAGGAAAAUUCUGUCCCCCCGUUUGGUGCUGCGUUGUAGAGAGAUAGAGAAGAAGUGCAAAACGAUUGAUUUUUUUUCGCCAUCCAUCUACUUGCUGCCGCCUUCCUUCUACUCACUUCUAUUCACCACCGAUACCGAGCACCGAACACGGAGCACGGAGCACCGACCAAACCGACACCACACUUGUGCCACAACAACCCCAUAAAAGUGCAAAAUUCUGAUAGAUUUAUUUCUUAUUUUUUCUUUUUGUUUUAUUUCAUUUUUCGUUGUUGUUGCUUAAUUUUCUUCGUUUCUAUCCCUAAAUAAUAAAGAAAAGAAAAGAUAUAAAGAAAAAAGAAAAACAAAAUAAUUCGAAUUCCACACCACCGUUCGUCGUCGUUGUCGUCGUCGUCGCUUUGUAGUAGUCGCUUUUCUAGUCGCCGAUACACUACAGUUUUUUCUUUUUUUUUCAACUGACGUGCAAUACCUAUAAGAAGAAAAUAAAUUAAAAGUGAUUACGAAAUCAUCCAAAUAAUAUAAAAAUUGUGUUCAUUUUGUGUGAUAAAUUAAGAAAAUCUACUAACUCCUCUGAAAACAAACUAAAAGAAACUCACUUCCAUCACCACUCGCUCAUUCACCUCAUUAACUCACUUUUCAUAACAAAAAAAAAAAAACAAAACUAACCUCACUAACCAUACAGUGGUGUCCGAAAGCAUUCGUUCAGUGUGUUCCGUCGUUACCAUAACCGUUAGUGAAAAUAGUUUGACAAAGUUAUUUGUCAAAUCUCCACUCCACCCAUUUUGUCAGUUUGUUAUUAAAAGCGAAAGAAAAAAAGAGACAAAGAGAUUACUUGGUGUGUUUUUGGUAAACCUUUAAUCUGUCAUAGAAAAUAGAUAUUUUUUUUGACAAUCGGUAAAUUUAAAAUCUGUCAAAAUUGCGAAAGCGAUAUUUCAAUUUUUGAAAAAACAAAAAAAUAAAAAAUCUUCUAACACCCUGGACUCUAUAAAGGAUAACAACGUCGUCGCGAUAGAAGAUCCCUCCUCGCAUCCGCCGUUGUCGUCGUUGUCGUCGUCGUCGUUGGGAGCAGCAGCUGCUCAAUUAACAUCAGGAGCAACAUCAGCAUCUUCACCAACAACAAACCAUCCACAAAAUAAACAUCACCAUCAUCAUCAAUCACCAUCACAAUCCACUUCCAUUUCACCAUCAUCCACUACUUCGGCAUCGGUGAUAGGAGCAGGAGCAGGAGCAGGAUCAAGCGGACCUAAUCAGACAACAACAGCAACAACAAGAUCAUUAUCUAAGGAAAAUAUUAAAAGGCAAUUGUCCUCGCUAAUUCCUUUAACAUCAUCGCCGUCCUCCUCUUCCAACACCGUUGCCGCUAACGCAGCUUCAUCUAAAAUGGGCAACAACGCAACAACAUCCUCGUCGAAUAAAAAAGUCGAUGCUGCCGAAACUGUCAAAGAAUUCCUCGAGCAAGCCAAAGAGGAAUUCGAGGAUAAAUGGCGCCGCAAUCCGACCAACACCGCCGCUCUCGAUGAUUUCGAGCGCAUCAAAACCCUAGGAACUGGGUCAUUUGGUCGUGUGAUGAUCGUUCAGCACAAACCAACUAAAGACUAUUACGCCAUGAAGAUCCUCGACAAGCAGAAAGUCGUCAAACUGAAGCAGGUCGAGCAUACUCUCAAUGAGAAACGCAUUCUACAAGCAAUAUCCUUUCCAUUUCUGGUUAGCCUGCGAUAUCACUUCAAAGACAAUUCGAAUUUGUACAUGGUGCUCGAAUACGUACCCGGCGGGGAGAUGUUCUCGCAUUUGCGCAAAGUGGGUCGCUUCUCGGAACCGCAUUCGCGUUUCUAUGCCGCACAAAUUGUUCUGGCUUUCGAGUAUCUCCACUAUCUGGAUUUGAUUUAUCGCGAUCUUAAGCCCGAAAAUUUGCUGAUAGACUCGCAGGGUUAUCUGAAAGUGACGGACUUUGGCUUUGCUAAGCGCGUCAAGGGCCGCACAUGGACUCUAUGCGGCACACCCGAAUACCUAGCCCCGGAAAUCAUCCUAUCCAAGGGCUAUAACAAGGCCGUCGAUUGGUGGGCGUUGGGCGUGUUGGUCUAUGAAAUGGCAGCCGGCUAUCCUCCGUUCUUUGCCGAUCAGCCAAUUCAAAUUUACGAGAAGAUCGUAUCGGGCAAGGUUCGUUUCCCGUCGCACUUCGGUUCCGAUUUGAAGGACUUGCUACGUAAUCUACUGCAAGUCGAUCUUACCAAACGCUAUGGCAAUCUGAAAGCGGGUGUCAAUGAUAUCAAGAAUCAGAAAUGGUUCGCUUCCACAGAUUGGAUUGCCAUAUUCCAGAAAAAGAUCGAAGCGCCAUUUAUACCCAAGUGUAAGGGACCAGGUGACACUAGUAAUUUUGAUGAUUACGAAGAAGAGGUGCUGCGGAUUAGUAGUACUGAGAAAUGCGCCAAGGAGUUUGCUGAAUUUUAAACAAAACAUAAAAAAAACAAAGAUUUUUCUACUCUCACCUAAGAAAGAAAAUUCAAUUAACUAAACAAAAACCACACACAAAAAAGUCAUUCAGUAAAUUAUAUUUAUAUAUUAUAUAAAAAUAAGAUAAACAAAUUGUCAGAAAAAGAGUUGUUGUUGUUAUCAUUUAAUCAGUAAACUUUACUAUAAAACUAAAUUUAAAUUAAACAAAAAACAAAAAAAUUGUGUGUUUAAGCAGCAAAAUAAAAGAGAGAGAAUAACAAAAAACAAACAAAUUGAACUGUAGCACCAGAGCAGUGCUGAAGGAGAAAGAGAGAAGAGGAGAGAGGAGCAUCACAAUCAUCAUCGUAUCGUACCUAAAUCAUCGCCUGUCGUCUUGGUCGAUCUCCUGAUCUUCUGGUCUGCCCUGUUCCCAAUUCUUAGUAAAGAAACAAACAAAAAAAAACACAUUUAUUAUUGAUCACAAUAUUUCAAAAAUCAUCACUUCCAAAAACAAAAUAAAAUAUUUAAAUAUUAAAACAAACAAAAUUAAGAAACAAAUUUUCAUUUAAAAAAAAUCUCAUCUGUGUUUUUUGAUAUCAACUGAGUAAGAAAGAAAGAGAGAGAAAACAAAGACAGUUAUUCAGCGAGAGAAAGAGAGAGAGAGAGAGCGAGAGAUAAAGAAAUAAAUAAUUAUUAAACCAGCCAAUUAUUAUUUUAUUUGUUUUUAUCGAUUUAAAACACCAAAAAUUAAAAAAAAAUAAUCCUCAGCAAACCAACAACAGCAGCAGCAGCAAUAUAUAAAUAAAUACAAAAAUAAACAACAAAUUAUACAACAACAAGAGCAAACAAAGCCUCAACAAAACAUGAAAACAACAAAAUCCAGCAAUAAACGUUAUUAUUGACGAGUAACAAACAAACUUUGUAUAAAUUGAUGGAUUUCUCCUAUUCUCGCAUUUUGGAUGUUUCUUUCUUUACGACCAGUAUGUAAUUUUCAAAAAAAAAUGUUACCUUAUGUCAGUGUUGCGCAAUGUUAUAUAAGAAAAAUUUUAAAUAAAUAAAAAUAUAAGAAAUAAAGGUUUAAGAAGUAAAAAAAAAAACAAAAUUUCAAAAACAUUUUUCCAUUUCUUUUAUUUGAUUUGGUUUCUGUUGUCAAAGUUUUUUGAAUGUUUAAUAAAAAUUAAAAAAUAUCUAUUUAGGAAAAUAAUGAGAAAAAAGUCCGAGUUCAUCUAGAAACUAAAAACAAAACUGAUAAAAUCUUUCCAAACCAAACUGAAUGAAAUUUAAAAACAAAACAACAAAUUUAAAGUAAAACAAAAGUUUAUAAAAAAUAAAUAAAAACAAAAUAAAUAAAUGUAUAUGUUAUAGCCCUUUGUAUAAACAAAACAAAAAAUAAAACAUCUUAAGUCAAUGUGAAUGUGUAGACAAAAAUUAAAAAGAAACUAUAAAUAUAUAUAUAUAUACAUAUAAAAAUAAAAAAACAAAUUUAUGAAAUAUAAAAAAAUGCAAUAUUUUUUAAUUUAAAAUAAAUAUUAAAGAAAAAACAAAAAAACAGAAUAAAGAAAACAUUUUUAUAUAUUUAUUCAUAUAAAUACAAAAAACCCAUUAAAACGUAAAAAAAAAACAAAUUUAUUUACAUUUAACUAGGAGUUAUUUAAUAAAUAUAAACAAAGUAUAAACUCUACAAAGAUGACUUUGUUUCUUGUCUUUCAUUACAACAAAAGCUGAUGUUAGACACUCAGCUUUAAACAUUUUUUAACUCUUACUUAUGUCACACAAUGUCUUCUUCAUUUUUUGUAUUUGUAUUCUUAAAAAUUAUUUAUAUAUAUUUUUCUUCUUGUUUUCUUUUUUUCUUUGUUUCUGUUUUAUAGUUUCUCAACAAUUUAAAUUAAACUGUGUAAAAUAUAUUAUUUUUUGCUCUAGGUGUAUAGGUAAUUUAUGAUUUAAAAAUUUAAAUGGAAUAAUAAAACAAAAAUAUAAAGUUAAAAAAAAACAAAACUGAUUUUUAAGUGUAAAUGUAUAGGUAUUAUUAUUGCUGUUAUUUAUUUUAUUUUACAUAUUUGUCUUAUUUUCUUCUUUUUUGUUUUGUUCGUGUUAAUUUUUUGUCAUUACUAAAUCAUUAUUAUUGUGAAGAUGAAUUUUUAAUUAUUAUCAGUGUAAUUAUAAAAUUGAAACAAAAAAACUAACAAAAACUACACAAAAUACAUAAAUACACAACUUAUUUAACAAAAAGUAAAAAACAAAAAAAAAAAAAACUAUAAAUCAUCUAGAUAUGUAGUGUCGAGUCCAAAAAAUAAAAAAAAUUAAAAAUCGUAAAAUCCCCCUGCAUAUUUGCUAUAUUUAAAUUAAAAGAAAAAAAACAUACCUAUAGGCAAUUAACAAAAAAUAAAAACAUACAACAAAAAUCAUCCUAAACUAAAACAGGGUAACCAAAACAAGAAAACCCCUGAAACAGAAAACAAAAACACACCAAUCCGAGAGUAAAACUGAA